Drosophila novamexicana is the source of this 1855-nucleotide messenger RNA. RefSeq names its product glutathione S-transferase C-terminal domain-containing protein homolog. NCBI's taxonomy places the organism in Eukaryota, Metazoa, Arthropoda, Insecta, Diptera, Drosophilidae. Bases 56 to 1825 code for a protein of 589 amino acids. The record is from RefSeq and is a predicted model, not a curated record. The transcript has 2 exons.
UUUGUGUUUUAAUUUAAUUCUCCUUAGUUAAAUGCUUAGUUAAAUCAAUUAAACUAUGGAUCAACUGUAUGUGGAGAUUGAGCUAAGCACUCAAAAGGCUGAAACAACCAUAUACACCAGCGUGCCUUCGUUCCUAGCGCUCUACACAUAUCGCUACCUUAAGGAGCCUCAAAACAUCAAAGUCAACUUUGUGGCCAGUAAAAUAAGUACUGGCAAAAUAGCUUUACGUAGCUCUCAGCUGCGACGCGAACUGACCGAUCAGCAUAUCACAUGCCGCGAGGCCGCCACCCUGCCCGCCCUCCGGGAUCUACGUCUGCCCAUCUAUGAGCGUGAUGGAAACAUCUUCAUUGCGGGCACCUGUGCCGUUUGCCGGGAGCUCAUUGCACGCCAGCCCAGUGCGCAUUUACGCCAACUGUUGGGCUUCAAGGGCAGCUGCCUGUUGGCGCCAGCGGAGGCCUCCAUAUGGACACGCUUCUGUGAAGUGGACAUGGUUAAUCUGGUGAGCCAGCUGCAAGGUGAGGAGCUGCAGUUGCGCGAGGUGCCCGUCGAGGUGGUGCGCUUUGAGCAGCACAUGAACCAGCCGGUGCGCAUGCACAACAUCUACAAGCUGGCCAGAGAGCAGGCAAAUCAAACAGAAUACGGAGUCCCUGUGAAGCGGAAGGAGCGUGUGCUCAUCGAAUGCAGCAUACCCAAGGAGCAGCUGCUGAUCGAACAUCGUUUCGCCGAGGGCAUUAGCUUUACAAUAGCCGAUCUUAUACUCUAUCCGCUGCUGCGUCUAGUCUUUCAGCAUUGCGCCCAGAUGCUGCCGCAUUUUCCGCUCACCAGCACCUGGUUCAGUGAGAUCGACAGCUUCGAUACAAACUGUGCGCGCAUCCUGCACGAGUUGUAUGUGCCCAUGCUGGUGGCGCCGGCGGAGAACACACAAUUGCUGAGCAUACCCGACUGCGAGGAGGCCAGCCUGUACAAAGCCGAUCCGAAGCGUUAUCGGCCGCGCAAUCGCAUAUACACCAGCCAGGCAGAAGUGGAGGCAGCGCUGGCCAAGCUCACGCCACUGCAGCUGCACUUUAGCGCCGACUCGGAGCAUUCUUAUGGCGAGCAGUUGAUCGAUUGGCAGGUCAUUGAGCCCACGCAUGCCAAGAGCUCAGCGCUGCCGGCAGAGCGUCUGGAGCGCAAGCGUCAGCAGCUGGAAAAUAUGGCCAAUGCGGUCGUCUCACUGGCACAGCCCGGCGAUCGCAUUGUUGACUUCUGCAGCGGCACCGGCCAUCUGGCCAUACUCCUAGCCCUCAAGCUGCCCCAGUGCACGGUGAUUGUGCUGGAAAACAAGGCCUUUUCGCUGGCGCACGCUCAAAAGCGUGCGGCCGAGCUUAAGCUGAACAACUGCGUCUUCUACCAGUGCAAUAUUGACUAUUUUAUGGGCCGUUUCGAUAUAGGCGCCUCGCUGCACGCCUGCGGCACAGCCACCGACAUUGUCCUGCAGCAGUGCCAGCGGGUAAAUGCGUGUUUCGUGUGCUGUCCCUGCUGUUAUGGCUCGCUGCAGCCCAUGCCACACAUUGCCUAUCCACUGAGUGCACGCUUCCGUGAGGUGCUCGAUACGCGAGAUUAUUUGUACAUAGCCCACACGGCGGAUCAGGCUCACGAAUUGGGCACCAGCAAUUGCAAGCCGGAGACAACGCUGCAGGGACUGCACUGCAUGUGUAUUGUGGACACAGAUCGUAAACUGCAGGCGGAGGAGGCCGGUUACCAGGUGAUACUCACACGCCUCAAGCCGGAACAGUGCACGCCAAAGAAUCAUUUGCUAGUCGGACGUUAUGUGCGCCGCAGUUGAGUUAUGCAUUUAUGCAAGGUUAAACUAAAU